UCCACCGUCAACUUGUUUCCAACCAAUCCCUUCCUCAGUUCCUCCCCCAACCUUAAUCAGUUGCAGUUCUUUCCUUUUUUUUUUUUUUUUUUUCAUUUAGUCAUUUUCAUGUUUGCGUCUGCGGCAUCCUGAUCCGGGAGGUGGUAAAUUAAAGCUCGAGGCUCAGACGAACCAACUGCUCCUCUAGUCUUCCAUCUUCUUGUGUUCUUUUUUAUCUCCGCCAUCAAAAUUCUCUCCCUGAUCUUUUCGUAAUCAAAAGCUGGAUCUCCUCUCCAAUUUCUCUUUUCCACUCCACCGUAUUACAUAAUACAUACAGUUUCUAGCUUGUAAACUGGACCACUUCAUUCUUUAUAUUCCGUAGCCGCAAAUUUAUAAAAAGCUGCUAAGCAUGUAAUUCUGAUCGACUCCGUCUUUUCCUCUUCCCAAAAAAAAAAAAAAAAUCAAAAAGAUAUAUACCAGUACGUAUAUGUUUUUUCAUUUGCGUACCUUGUUUGCCCAGUAAUCAUAGCGUUAUAGAGCUGGCCCUAGCUCAGAAGCUCGUGUAGCAAGAUCUUUAUAAAAAUCCACAAAUCAUGUAAUAUCAGUCUUUCAAGUUCUUUCUCUAGAACCAAAUCUUUAUAAAAAAAAAAAGAAAAAAAAAGAGGUUGUUCUAGCCGAUUCAAGUUCUGAAGGCGGAAAAUGGCAGAAUCGGAUGGUGGAACUCCACGAGCAUCGGCGCCUCCAACGCCGGGGACUCCAACGCCAUUGUUUUCGUCGGUUCGAGUUGAUUCAAUGUCCGGCGAUCGGAAGUCAAUGCCCCGGUGCAAGUGCUUGCCUGUGGAGGUGCCAACAUGGGGUGCAGCUCACACGUGUCUCACCGACUUUCCCGCCCCAGAUGUCUCCCUUACCCGCAAGCUGGGAGCAGAAUUCGUGGGCACAUUCAUCCUGAUAUUUGGUGCCGCAGCUGGACCCAUUGUAAACCAAAAGUACGACGGAGCAGAAACGCUGAUAGGAAACGCAGCGUGUGCGGGGCUAGCAGUGAUGAUAGUGAUAUUGGCAACAGGGCAUAUAUCGGGAGCUCAUCUCAAUCCCUCCCUCACCAUUGCAUUUGCGGCGCUCCGCCACUUCCCUUGGGUUCAGGUGCCGGCUUACAUCGCAGCUCAAGUUUCGGGAUCCAUCUGUGCUUCUUUUGCUCUCAAAGGUGUUUUCCACCCCUUUAUGUCAGGAGGCGUCACGAUUCCAUCUGUAGGCAACGGCCAAGCCUUCGCCCUCGAGUUCCUCAUCACAUUCGUUCUCCUAUUUGUUGUUACUGCAGUUGCCACCGACACUCGAGCAGUUGGAGAAUUGGCAGGUAUAGCAGUCGGAGCUACAGUCAUGCUCAACAUUCUCGUCGCCGGGCCAUCCAGCGGUGGUUCAAUGAAUCCUGUCCGAACCCUGGGGCCAGCCGUUGCUGCUGGAAAUUACAAGUCAAUCUGGGUAUACUUGCUGGCUCCCACGCUCGGGGCCCUGGCCGGAGCAGCUGUCUAUACAUUUGUCAAGCUCCAGGGAGACGAGACUGAGACUCCAAGGCCGGUCCGGAGUUUCCGUCGCUAAAACUUUUCUGAAAGAACCGACCGGCCUAGCCAGCUAGGCCUCCUAAUUUCUACCAUGUUGAAUUAUUAUCAUCGUAUAAAGUAUUCCUGUUGAUGACAUUAAAAGUCAACUGCUUUUACGUAAGAAUAAAGGCGUAGGAUAAGGAAGCUGUGGACUUCGACGACUCUUGCGCCCCUUGGUCUGUUGUGGUGUGUAAAAUUGUAGACUUAAAAUCUCUGUACUGUUAUGCUUUGCUGGUUUGUCCUAUAUGUGAUCGAUGUGGUGGUUGAAUUAGAGACGCGAGCUAAUGCCUCUGCUUUUAAGCUUGCCGUCACUUCAACGAAACAAUAAUCUUGUUCUUCUUUUUUUUA
Coffea arabica (coffee) is the source of this 1922-nucleotide messenger RNA. RefSeq names its product probable aquaporin NIP5-1. Lineage: Eukaryota; Viridiplantae; Streptophyta; Magnoliopsida; Gentianales; Rubiaceae. Gene Ontology annotation, biological process: transmembrane transport. Gene Ontology annotation, molecular function: channel activity. The record is from RefSeq and is a predicted model, not a curated record. Gene Ontology annotation, cellular component: membrane.